This is a messenger RNA of Leptopilina boulardi, 1471 nucleotides long. It is a transcript of the gene RagA-B, whose product is annotated as ras-related GTP-binding protein A. Gene Ontology annotation, cellular component: nucleus; Gtr1-Gtr2 GTPase complex; lysosome. The record is from RefSeq and is a predicted model, not a curated record. Gene Ontology annotation, molecular function: GTPase activity; GTP binding. Gene Ontology annotation, biological process: cellular response to amino acid stimulus; cellular response to starvation; positive regulation of TOR signaling. Lineage: Eukaryota; Metazoa; Arthropoda; Insecta; Hymenoptera; Figitidae. The transcript has 6 exons. Bases 272 to 1192 code for a protein of 306 amino acids.
CAAUAAUUGGUCAUUUCCAUUGAGACACAAAAGUUAAUGAACGCAGAAUUGAAAGGGAUUGUAAAAUAGGAGAAAAAAAACAAUAAAAAUACUGUCAAAUACAGUGAAACCUUGAAUACAUAUAUAUAUGUCAGAUGAUGGAAUUUGAAUAACCUCAAGAAGUGACGCGCAUAUAUAAGUGAUAGUGAAGUCAAAAAAAAAAAAAGAAAAAAUCAUUUGUCAUUUCCAAAAAUUUUGGUGAAUUUUCACCAAAACAAUACAAAUCUUCAAGAUGAAGAAAAAGGUACUUUUAAUGGGGAAAAGCGGCUCGGGGAAGACGAGUAUGAGGAGUAUUAUCUUCGCAAAUUAUAUUGCAAGAGAUACUCGUCGUCUUGGUGCCACAAUUGAUGUUGAGCACAGUCAUGUGCGAUUUCUCGGGAAUUUGGUAUUAAAUCUUUGGGAUUGCGGUGGUCAGGAAGCAUUUAUGGAGAAUUACUUUGCCUCACAGCGAGACAAUAUUUUUAGGAAUGUUGAAGUUUUAAUAUAUGUUUUUGAUGUUGAAUCACGAGAAUUGGACAAAGAUAUGCAUUAUUAUCAAAGUUGUCUCGAAGCAAUUUUACAAAAUAGUCCAGAGGCAAAAAUAUUUUGUUUAGUUCACAAAAUGGAUUUAAUUCAAGACGAUCAACGUGAUUUAAUUUUUCGUGAACGUGAGGAAGAUUUAAGGAGACUGAGCUUACCAUUAGAAUGUACUUGUUUUAGAACUAGCAUAUGGGAUGAGACCCUUUACAGGGCAUGGUCUUCCAUUGUUUACAUGUUGAUACCAAAUGUAAAAGAACUGGAACAAAGUCUUAAUCAAUUUGCAAAUAUUAUCGAUGCGGAUGAAGUUUUACUUUUUGAACGAGCCACUUUUUUGGUAAUAAGUCAUUGUCAGCGAAGAUUUCAUCGAGACGUGCAUCGAUUUGAAAAAGUUUCUAAUAUAAUAAAGCAAUUUAAAUUAAGUUGCAGCAAAUUGGCCGCACAGUUUCAAAGCAUGGAAGUAAGAAACACAAAUUUUGCAGCUUUCAUUGACGUUUUUACAUCGAAUACUUACGUUAUGGUCGUAAUGUCCGAUCCAGCGAUUCCAUCUGCAGCGACACUGAUAAAUAUAAGGAAUGCAAGGAAGCAUUUUGAGAAGUUGGAACGUGCGAGUCAAAGUUCAGUCUUAAGUAGAUAGAAGUCACUUCGACCCAGGCGCGUUGUCACCCGGGUCCCGACAAUAAAUCGACAUUAAAUCACAAGAACAAAGGACUGAGAAUUUCUAUUGUAACCGCAAAUUGAUCCACAAUCUCACUUUCUUUCUUUUCUUUUCAUUCUCCGCGCUUGGAAAAAGAAAAUUUAAAAAAAAAUUGCGAAAAGAACCCAGAACAUGUGGAAUUUGCGUCGUGAAUUAUUUAACAUUCAGUGCAAAGCAGCGUAUAUAUCAUUAAAAAAAAAAAAAAAAAAAUAGAAAAAA